CAUGAACUCGCUUGAAAUAUGAAGCCACCAAAACUGAUCCGUACAGACCCACCUGGCCAGUGUUUUCACACAUGAAUUGGGCGACACAGUCUAAUACUUUGUUGACUUGUCGCGUCUUGGCACCAGCACGUCCAGACACGAUCAUCAGGCGAGUAAUCGUCAGACAUGAAGGGGAAGCAGUCAGUAGUACCGAAUCUUGGGUCUGGGCCUACUUACAAUAUUACUGAAGACACGCAGUGCUUACGUCACGGUGCGGUGGCGGACCCCUAAGAGUUUUGGUUCAAGGUAAAGCAGGUGAGUCAUUUGGGGAGCUUUUUCAGCCGCUGUCGCUUGUGUGAGCCCUUGGCCAUGCCGACCUUGGCUGCGGUGGAAGGUGGAGGCACCACCUUUGUGGCAGCAAUCGGAACUGCCGACCCGCUCACCAUCCUCGAUCGAGCGGAGUUUCCCACAAAGCCCAACCCGGCGGAAACUUUGCAUGAGGUGGCGAAGUGGCUCUCCACACGCAAGUACGACGCCCUGGGUGUGGCUUGCUUCGGACCGGUUGACUUGGACGUUGCGAGCGCGACAUGGGGCCAUAUCACCACCACGCCCAAGGAGGGCUGGCAGAACACAGACGUCAUGGGCCCACUGCUCGCGUUGCGGAGAGUGCCAUGCUUGUUUGAUACCGACGUCAAUGCUCCCGCCCUCGAGGAGUUCAGGCACUACGCUGCGGGGGGCCAGAGCUCUUGUGCCUACGUCACGGUGGGCACUGGGGUUGGCAUCGGGCUGGUCGUGAACGGCAAGAUGGUGAAGGGCCUGGUGCAUCCAGAGGGAGGCCACAUCCCCGCGCUCAAGCGGCCCAACGAUACCUUCCAAGGCCUCGGCGUGCAUCCAUGGUCUAUUGAGGGCCAAGUUUGCGCCGCGGCCAUAGCAGCGCGCGCCGGCGUCCCCGCGGACAAGCUGAAGGAGAUCCCCGACGACAGCGAGGUCUGGCUCGACGUCGCGUACGUGUUGGGCUCCAUGUGCGCGACCCUCACACUAUUAUGCUCCAUCGAGCGCAUCGUCCUGAGCGGCGGCGUCAUGCUGAGGGCGUCGCUCUUCCCCAAGAUCAGACAGGCCACGCGCAGCAUCCUCAACGGCUACGUCCAGCAUCCGAGGGUGCUGGCCGACGGCCCAGAGGGCAUCGAUUCGUACAUAGUGCCUUCGGAGCGGGGCAACGAAGCAGGCAUUUUCGGGGCCCUGGCUUUGGCGGACGCAGCCCUGAAGCGGAGCCAGGAUGGAGAGAGCGACGAUCACGCGUCUAUCGGAAGCAUCGCUGCUCUCAUGAAGUCCUGCACCAGCCGAUAGGCCAUGCGUUCCCGCGCCCGCGCUGGAAAUGAGGGUGCGCCUGCUUGCGUGCAAGCCUAGCAGCUUACCUGGUGGGCCCACUCCUUCUCCACUCUUCCGCUCGCUCGUUUUUCUCUUCGGCCACGAGCGGGGCGGGUGCUCUGGUCGCUCCGACAUCGGCAGUUCGAGCUGGACGCCAGCGGCCACGCCCGAGAGGGACCUCGAGGGCGGCGAAGCGGGUGCUCCGUGAGCGGAGCAGCGCGAGAGCGGGCAGAAAA
Molecule: messenger RNA, 1583 nt
Organism: Prorocentrum cordatum
Lineage: Eukaryota; Dinophyceae; Prorocentrales; Prorocentraceae
Source: the annotation of a GenBank genome assembly